Pseudocercospora fijiensis CIRAD86 is the source of this 1147-nucleotide messenger RNA. RefSeq lists its product as uncharacterized. The transcript has 3 exons. The record is from RefSeq and is a predicted model, not a curated record. The coding region runs from base 92 to 1099 and encodes 335 amino acids. Lineage: Eukaryota; Fungi; Ascomycota; Dothideomycetes; Mycosphaerellales; Mycosphaerellaceae.
UCUUCUCAUUGGAAAGACCAGUGGUUCGUAUGACUUCUCAAAGAACGUCGAGUGUACACUUCCGACUCUGUACUGCAGGCGAUGUGACACAAUGACUUCGCGCCCAGAUUUCGGUGCUACCACGAAUGGCACUGAAGUCGCAGAGUAUUUCGCGGAGGAAAUCAAGGGCAGAAAUGUCGUAAUCACGGGAGUCUCACCGAGAUCGCUCGGGGGAACAUUGGCUUUGACGAUCGCACGACACCGACCUUACGACCUCGUACUCGCCUCCCAAUCCCGCAGCGAGCUUCAAAAGGUUCAGAAAGAGCUUCAUCAAUCUACUGGUGUCCUCGCAAGACUGGUCGUCUUAGAUCUUAGUUCUCAAGCCUCCGUUCGAGAUGCAGCUGCAAGGAUCGCCGGGGUGAUGACUCACGUUGAUCUGCUCAUCAACAAUGCAGGCCUUGUAUCCUCCGAACGAAAGACGACCAGCGAAGGUCUUGAGCUCCAAUUCGCCGUGAACCACAUCGGUCACUUUCUGCUCACGAAUCUUCUCAUGCCCAAAUUGCUUGCAAGUGGCACUCCAAGGGUAGUCAAUGUUUCGAGUCUUGGGUACGAGAUCUCGCCUAUACGUUUUCAUGACUACAAUUUCGAGGGCAAAGUCAUACCGCCAGACGAGGAGCCUCUUCCAGGAUUCCCACUUAUUUUCACACCAAAUGCUGCAGAAGGUCGCCCUUAUCAUGCUUUCUGCGCGUAUGGACAAUCUAAGACCGCGAACAUCUUGCAUGCGAUCUCGUUGAAUGAGAAGUUCGCAUCGAUGAAGCUGAGGGCUUAUGCUGUACAUCCUGGAACUAUCGAUACUGAUCUAUCACGAAACCUGACACCUGCAGACUUGGCUUUCGUCGAAAGUACUGCAAGAAAUGGCGUCUGGAAGACACAUGAUCAAGGGAUUGCAACGACUCUAGUCGCGGCAUUGGAUCCAGCAUUAGCAACACCACACGACAAGAUCUUUCUCAGUGACUGUCAAUUCGAAGACCCGAAGGAUCAUGCGAAUGAUAUCGAGAUUGCUGAUAGGCUAUGGCAGUUAAGCGAGAGUCUGGUAGGAGGUGACCAAGCAAGAUUGUAAUCAUACCCUUGUCCUAGACAGGAUUGACAAUCGUCUCUGCAACUCUUG